UCGUUGCGGCGGGCGGCGGGUGCGGCCCCAGCCCCGGCAGCAGCGCCGGGCGCCAUGGGGUGUUAGCGCAGCUCGUGCCCUCGCUCUGCCGCCGGAAGGAGCCGCUGCCUCCGCCGCCAGCUCCGCUUCUCCGCCGCCCGGAGCUCAUGAGCCUGAACGAGCACUCGAUGCAGGCGCUGUCCUGGCGGAAGCUCUACCUGAGCCGCGCCAAGCUGAAGGCUUCCAGCCGAACCUCCGCGCUGCUCUCCGGCUUCGCCAUGGUGGCCAUGGUAGAAGUUCAGCUCGAUGCAGAACACGACUACCCACGAGGUCUCUUGAUAGCCUUCAGUGCCUGUACUACAGUCCUUGUUGCAGUUCACCUUUUUGCACUCAUGAUAAGUACCUGCAUUCUUCCAAACAUAGAGGCCGUUAGCAACGUGCAUAAUCUCAACUCUGUAAAGGAAUCUCCUCAUGAGCGUAUGCAUCGGCACAUUGAGCUUGCCUGGGCAUUUUCUACUGUCAUUGGGACUUUGCUCUUUCUUGCAGAGGUGGUGUUGCUGUGUUGGGUGAAGUUUCUUCCCCUGAAGAAGAACCCCCUUGACCCAGCUCAGAACAGCAAUUCUAGCAUCACUUCAGGACAGGCGGCAGCCAUUGCAUCGACGUCUAUCAUGGUUCCCUUUGGACUGAUUUUCAUUGUCUUUGCAGUCCACUUCUACAGGUCUCUGGUGAGCCAUAAAACAGACAGGCAGUUUCAGGAACUGAAUGAACUUGCUGAAUUUGCACGGCUCCAGGAUCAGCUGGAUCACAGAGGUGAUGCCAUCUCCCCAGCUGUUACCCAUUUUGCAUAAACCUGUACUUAAAGAAAAUAAACCCACCGUUCUGCUCCUGCCUUAUGUUGACUCCCCCGUGCAUGAAUGUUCAAACUGUUGAUUUUCUUUUCAGUAGAAGUUUAUAAAUGUUUGGGAAAAAGAAACCAAGCAGUUCUCACCAUAACAUGGCUAGCUGAGACCAGAAGGAAUUAAUGGCUGGGUUUGUGUGUACCACACACCUUUCCCUUUUGUGAGCACUCUCAUUUGCUGCUUCUUACCACUGAAUGGUGGCUACACAAAUGCAAGGAGAGUAAUGCUGUACAUUUGGGUGUUAGGAAUGGACAGAGAAGCUUUUUCCUCUUUUUAUAAUGUUGGCAUUUACUAGAAGAUGUCGCUUGUCCAGUAGAUGUUGCAUGGCAUCAUACAAAUUACUUGGGAUAUGCAGCAAUUAGCUCUUGGUUCCGGUGCUCGCACUGUUCUCUCAGUCUGACAGAUGGUAGAAGGGAAAGCUCUCCCACCGCUUUCCCAGUGUGUUUUGCUGCCAAGUAAUUCUUACAUCAGUGACUCCUCCAGCACCCUUUCCAUGGCAGUUACACGCUGUAUAACUCACUGAACACCCAUGACUCGUUCUGCUGCCAUGUGGUGUGGCCACAGGAGAAGGAAUGAGACUACUAUGCUCUUCUUUGGAAGAAAAUAAAAGCAAUAGCCGUUCUGAAGUUCUCAGAAGCUGGCAUGUAUUAUCUGCAGAGAUAGAACUGCCUGUUUUCCAUUUAGGAAUCUUUUUUUAAAAAGAAGGAACUAAAUGGAAGUUAUCACUGGAUUUUUUUUUUUUGCUUGAAGAUCAGAACCGUUGCUGGUUUUUCCAAGUCAAAGAAGCAAUUAUUUUAUACUUUUAUAUUAAAAAUAUAUUUUUAAUAAAUCCUCAGAUACAAGCAGCAAAAGGUGCUUUCUCUGCAUUGGAUUCCCAAGUAAUUAGCUAUGCCUUGGUCUUCCUUGUUUAGAAGUUGUCUUCUGCUUGCUGAAGUGCUGUCCAUAAUAACUUCUUAAGACAUCUUUUACUUCCAGAGGAUCUGGAAGGCUACUUUUAUCUCUGUAGAUUUAUUUAUGAAAAUAGAUGAUUUGUAACUAAUAUUGCUGCUUACUUUCAGACAUGAAUCUAUGCUAGUGAGGCUGUGGUGUCUAUUUUUUUAUUAUUUCUUUAAACGAAACUUUCCUUGGGCCUCUCAUUUGAGAGGUUUGGCCAAGAAGGAGGCAGCGAUAGUCCUGGGCUGCUGCACUAACUCCAGCUGUGUCUGUAAGUGGAUUUUCUUUGGAACGCAGUUCUUGUGCAGAAAAGCUUUGGUUUGUAAUGGGUAAAAGCCAUUUUUGAACACAAAGUGAGCCGGGUUGCAGAUCUAAUGGAUCAUACCUUCACCUCCUACUGUAGUGAACACUGUGGAAUCUAAACUGUGGAGGUUGUGUUGUUUGUGAGCUGUACCUAAGCGAGCUUGGGCUCAGUGUGGUCUCUUACACGCAGCCUCUAUCUCAGGUUAUCCCGAUGUAUUUUCACUCUGUGGGAUGUGGAAGCUGUUGACAGUGCUACCAGCAGUGCAUCUGUGUUCUAAAAAACAGCCAUUAGAAAAGGACUUGGUGUUUUUUUCAGCAGGUUUCUUGGGGUAUCCUCUGUCCACUGGCAGAAGACAGUUUCCCACAUGCUGGUUUCCCAGGGCCUCCUGGCAUAUGGAGGUUUGGCAGGAUUUUCUCCAGCUCUGCCAUUCCAUUGUGUUUCAGGGAUAGAUCUCGUACUGGUGUGAAUGUAUCCAUGGUGAGAACUGUGACUGCGAUUCCUCACGCAUUUGUUCCUGGAGCACUGUAAAGAUUCCGAUAGUGAAGGCAGUAGGGAAAACAGCAUUCCAAACCACGGUAACUUUGAGGCAGACACAGUUUGUUUUCCCAUCUUUCAGUGCCACCCUGGGAGGGGGGAUUCUUAAAAGCAGCAGGGAAAGGAAGCAGGUUGGACUUGAUGUGUGUCCUGGAACAAGUGGUGCUGUAGGGCUGAAGAAUUGUGUGUCUGUCUGUAAAUGAUGUAUUUAAAACUCCUAACGUUAUUUUGAAUGUAAGUCCAGAAAAUAUAUUAUCAAAGCUUAAUUUACAAAGCUUAUUUUGUAAAGUUAUUUGCUGUUCUUGGUAAGUUUCUGGAUUUCUUUUUAUCUUGUGGAUCUUUUACAAAAUGAAAGUGUUUUGUUUAGGAAAUAUAAAGCUACGAGCUUAUUUUUUAACUUUCUUAAGCCAGUGGGUCCUAACCUGUGGGAGCUGUGAGCUACAGCCAUUUGACUGACUAUUUCCUGCACUUUAAUCUCUGGUAUCAAGUGUGUUUCUCUCCUUUUCCAGCUGUGGGAAUGGUCAUGAAAGUUGUGCCUUGGACACGUCUCAUAGCUGUGUGCCAGAGGCAGUAACCAGGCCUGAGCGUAUGGCUCCAGAUGUUACGAGUGCACUUAACGUUUGUUUUUUAUUCUUUAUUUAUACUAAUGGUAUUUCACGUUUACCUCAAGCAUUUUAAAUGUCAGUUAUUGUUUGUCAAUUAUUUAGAUAUAAAACAACUUCAGAUAAUGAAAUAAAACAUACUCAACUAUUGCUGAUUGUUA
Messenger RNA from Coturnix japonica (Japanese quail), 3412 nucleotides. Its product is annotated as calcium release-activated calcium channel protein 1. Lineage: Eukaryota; Metazoa; Chordata; Aves; Galliformes; Phasianidae. The record is from RefSeq and is a predicted model, not a curated record. Gene Ontology annotation, molecular function: store-operated calcium channel activity. Gene Ontology annotation, cellular component: membrane. Gene Ontology annotation, biological process: store-operated calcium entry.